AUGAAUAAUAUUCCAGACAAGUUUCCCAAUUUGCAUUGGGUCUGGACUGGAAGUAUUGGGUUCGUCUACGAAGUCCACCCGGGCAUCGUGGCCAAGAUUUUGCGCCUUGAUGAAGAGGGAGAAAAGCAAUUCAACAAAGAGCAAUUUUCGAAAGAGCUGGCAAUAUAUCAAAAAUUGUCACACUACGAGCUUUGUCCAUUCAUCGUUCAGUGCUACCAUCUUACCGACAACGGCAUCUUCCUCGAGUACAUGAGAGAUACAUCACUGAGUUUUCGAAUCCAGCUCCAUCAAAUCACACUUGAGGGCACUUCUAUGGUGAUAGGAUUGAAGAAACUUGAGCCUCUUCCACUCCGACUAGAAUGGAUGGACCAUCUCACUCAAGCGGUCGCCUUUUUGGAAUCAGUCAAUCUGGCCCAUAGCGACCUAAGGCCCGAAAAUGUCCUACUUGAUCGCAAUCAACUGAAACUAUGUGACUUUGAUUACGCGGGAUCAAUAGGCACGGAGCUGGAGGUAAUCACGGAGCCGUAUGGGAGAUAUCUCAAUAUCACCGAGGUGGACCAGGGUGAACCAGGGACUCCGGGUCUUCGCGGUGCUCGCACAGAGCAGUUUGCGCUCGGCUCCAUGUUCUACUUCAUAAAUCAUGGCUUCGAGGUGUACGGAGAGAGGUGGCUCACUGAGAACCAUAGCAAGCACAACAUUGCGGUAAUUGAUCGAUUAAAACACAUGGUGUUUCCUGAAUUGAGUGAUUCUGCCGUCGACGAUAUCAUCGACAAAUGCUGGCACAACAAUUAUACCAAGAUCGCGGACUUGGCUGCACAAAUCGCGACUCUUCGACUUGAUGGGACUGCCGAGGUGUCGGCAUCCAAUGUUACCAACAUAGGGUCCAAUGACUCUGGCAGUGAUGCAGUUGGUCAGAUUCAGUCGGCGAAGGAUGAUUUUCUUUUGAAAAAGCAACUUUGUCAGGACAUGGUCAGCAGCCGAUUUCUCAGUGUGCUCUCCUCGGAUAAGCCCGACAAACUUGGAUUCAGAUGUGAGUUUUAUAGAUACAUCUCCCAGUGA
Penicillium brevicompactum is the source of this 1059-nucleotide messenger RNA. RefSeq lists its product as uncharacterized. The transcript has a single exon. Gene Ontology annotation, molecular function: ATP binding; protein kinase activity. Gene Ontology annotation, biological process: protein phosphorylation. The coding region runs from base 1 to 1059 and encodes 352 amino acids. The record is from RefSeq and is a predicted model, not a curated record. NCBI's taxonomy places the organism in Eukaryota, Fungi, Ascomycota, Eurotiomycetes, Eurotiales, Aspergillaceae.